Messenger RNA from Phacochoerus africanus (Common warthog), 3214 nucleotides. It is a transcript of the gene DSC3, whose product is annotated as desmocollin 3. Gene Ontology annotation, biological process: homophilic cell-cell adhesion. Gene Ontology annotation, cellular component: desmosome; plasma membrane. The transcript is spliced from 16 exons. Gene Ontology annotation, molecular function: calcium ion binding; gamma-catenin binding. NCBI's taxonomy places the organism in Eukaryota, Metazoa, Chordata, Mammalia, Artiodactyla, Suidae. The record is from RefSeq and is a predicted model, not a curated record. The coding region runs from base 269 to 2953 and encodes 894 amino acids.
GCUGAGAAGGCGAGGGGCAGGCUCAGGCAGCUCCCCAGCGGCUCCCGCAGUGAUACAACUUGAGAAAUAACAAGGAGGGGCGGCUCAGCGUCUCUGAGUCCAAUCCUGUCUCGGGAGUGAACACGCUCCCGGGCAAGCAAGCCUGAAAGAGGCCCUGACGACUUAAAGAUUAUCAGCCAAGAGAAGCGCACCUCCGGCGCCGCUGCAUCACCGCGAGUUCUGGCCUCUCGCAUCCAGCCAGGCGUCCUCCUCCCGGCCCCGCGCCCCGAUGGCAGCCGCCGGGUCCCGGAGCUCCCUGCGCGGAGCCAGAGGUCAGCUGCUGCUGACCCUCGUGGUCUUCAGUUUUGCUUGUGAAGCCUGCAGAAAGGUGAUAUUUAAUAUACCUUCCAAACUAGAGGCAGACAAGUUGGUUGGCAGAGUUGAUUUGAAAGAGUGCCUCAGGUCUGCAGACCUCAUCCAGUCCAGUGACCCUGAUUUCAGAGUUCUAGAGGAUGGGACAGUAUACACAGCCCGCACUGUUGUGUUGUCUGAUGAGAAAAGAUCAUUCACUAUAUGGCUUUCUAACACAAAGGCACAGACGCAGAAAGAGCUUCCGGUGCUCCUGAAACAUCAGAAGAAGGUCCUCAGGAAAAGAAACACCAAAGAAACUAUUCUCAGGCGUUCCAAGAGGCGAUGGGCCCCUAUUCCGUGCUCAAUGCAAGAGAAUUCCUUAGGCCCUUUCCCGUUGUUGCUCCAACAGGUUCAAUCUGAUGCGGCACAGAACUAUACUAUCUUCUACUCAAUAAGUGGACGUGGAGUUGACCAAGAACCUUUAAAUUUGUUUUUCAUAGAAAGAGACACUGGAAAUCUGUACUGUACCCAGCCAGUGGAUCGUGAAGAAUAUGAUGUUUUUGAUCUGAUUGCCUAUGCGACAACUGCAGAUGGGUAUUCAGCAGACCUGCCUCUUCCACUGCCCAUCAGAGUGGAGGAUGAAAAUGACAACUACCCUAUUUUCACAGAAGAAGUUUAUAAUUUUGAAGUUUUAGAAAGCAGUAGACAUGGUACUACAGUGGGAGUCGUUUGUGCCACGGACAAAGAUGAACCAGACACAAUGCAUACACGCCUGAAGUAUAGCAUUUUGAAUCAGACACCAAGAUCACCUGGGCUCUUUUCCGUGCAUCCCAGCACAGGUGUAAUCACCACAGUCUCUCAGAAUUUGGACAGAGAGGUUGUAGACAAGUACUCGUUGAUAAUGAAAGUCCAAGACAUGGAUGGUCAGUUUUUUGGGUUGACGACUACAGCAACUUGCAUCAUAACAGUGAAAGAUUCAAAUGACAAUUUACCCACUUUCAGACAAAAUGCUUAUGAAGUAUCCGUAGAGGAAAACACAGUCAAUAAGGAAAUCUUGCGAAUACCUGUAGAAGAUAAGGAUUUAAUUAACACUGCCAAUUGGAGAGCCAAUUUCACUAUCUUAAAGGGCAAUGAAAAUGGACAUUUCAAAAUCACUACAGACAAAGAAACUAAUGAAGGUGUUCUCUGUGUUGUAAAGCCACUGAAUUAUGAAGAAAACCACCAAGUGGUCUUGGAAAUCGGCCUAAGUAAUGAAGCUCCAUUUUCUAGAGAUGCCGCCCUCAGGAUGACAACCAUGAACAGAGCCUUGGUCACGGUUCACGUGAAGGAUCAGGAUGAAGGGCCCGACUGCAGCCCUGCAGUCCAAUAUGUACGGAUUAAAGAAAACUUGGCUGUGGGCUCAAAGAUCAAUGGCUAUAAGGCAUAUGACCCUGAAACUGGAAGGAGCAGUGGUUUAAGGUACAAAAAAUUGAAUGAUCCCAAAGGAUGGAUCACCAUUAACGAAAUUUCGGGGUUGAUUGAAACUUCCAAAACAUUGGACAGAGAGGCCACAGGUCCCAGAAAAGAUUUGUAUAAUAUUACAGUCAUGGCAAUAGAUCAAGACGGUAGAUCAUGCACUGGAACGCUUGCAGUUGACAUUGAAGAUGUGAAUGAUAACCCACCAGAAAUCCUGCAACAUUAUCUAGUAAUUUGUAAACCAAAGAUGGAGUAUACUGACAUUUCAGCCACUGAUCCUGACGAGUCUGUCAAUGGCGCUCCGUUUUAUUUCAGCUUGGCAAACACUUCUCCAGAAAUCAACAGGCUGUGGACCCUCACCAGAGUAAAUGAUACAGCUGCCCGUCUCUCAUAUCGGAAAAAUGCCGAAUUUCAAGAAUAUUAUAUUCCUGUGACUGUAAAAGACAGAGCAGGUCAAUCUGCAAGGAAAACCUUGAGAGUAAAUCUCUGCGACUGCACACAUCCGAGUCAGUGUUACACACGGAGUGCCAGAGUGGUCCUUGGCAAAUGGGCAAUCCUUGCAAUACUUCUGGGUAUAGCACUGCUCUUCUCUAUAUUGGCAACUUUAGUAUGUGGACUUGUUAAUGCUGGAAAAAGAAAAAGUUUUCCUGAAGAUCUGGCACAGCAAAACUUAAUUAUAUCAAACACAGAAGCACCUGGAGAUGAUAAAGUGUGUUCUGCCAAUGGGUUUAUGACCCAGACAGUCAACAGCUCCAGCCAAGGCUUCUGUGGUACUCUGGGAUCGGCAGUUAAAAACGGAGGGCAGGAAACCAUUGAAAUGGUGAAAGGAGGACACCAGACCUUGGAAUCGUGCCAGGGGAUGGGGCAUCAUCACACACUGGAUUCCUGCAGAGGGGGGGCCGUGGAGAUGGACAACACCAGAUACAGUUACUCAGAGUGGCACAGUUUCACGCAACCUCGUCUUGGUGAAAAAUUGCAUCUGUGUAAUCAGAAUGAAGACCACAUACCGUCUCAAGAUUAUGUUCUUACGUAUAACUAUGAAGGAAGAGGGUCUCCAGCGGGUUCUGUAGGGUGCUGCAGUGAAAAACAGGAAGAAGAUGGCCUUGACUUUUUAAAUAAUUUGGAAGCUAAAUUUACUGCAUUAGCAGAAACAUGUGCAAAGAGAUAAUGUUACAGUUCUACAAUUAGACACGUAUUGGUUAGACAUUCUGGAACUUCCCAAAAGGGAUAUUGUAAAUUUCAGUUUAUAUCUACCUAUCUAGAUAGAUAUGUAUGAAUAUGUAUGAAAUUUUCUAAAAUUUUUGAAUUUCACUAUGCACUAAUUUGUAGUUCUAAAGCAACUUGUUACAUAUCUUUUCAAGAAGUCGAAAAUGUUAAAGCAGAUAUUGCCUCUUUUACUGCUGAGAAAAUAGACAACCAGAAGAUCUUA